AAACAAAAUCCAUUCGGAUCUUCCCAAUCUCGCAAGCCGAACAGACGAAACCUCCAUCGGCCGCCCCCCUCUGCCGGCGCGCAUGGCUCCCGCAUCCACCUCGCCGCCGGUGGAAACCCGCCCACGGCAGGCGCUGGCCAAGUCCAGUCUCCUGGGCGGCGUGGCGGAUCUGGACGCGGUCGUGUCCCUCCGCCUCCACGCGCUCUUCCUCCCGGUGCCCCGCCUCCUCCUCAAGGCCCUCGAGGUGGCCGGCGACGGCCGCAUCUGGCUCCCCGUCCCCAUCUCCCUGCUCCUGAUCUCCACCACCACCUCCUCCUCCAGGGUCUCCCCCCUCCUCGUCGGCCUCGUCGCGGGCCUGGUACUCGACAUCGCCUUCGUCGGGCUCGCCAAGCUCAUCUUCCGCCGCCCGCGCCCGGCGUACAACGCCGCGGACAUGUACGUCGCCGUCGCCGUGGACCACUGGUCCUUCCCCAGCGGCCACUCCUCCCGGGCCUUCCUCGUCGCCGCCUUCCUCGCCGCCGGCAGCGGUCUCCCCCGCGAGGCGCUGUACCUCUGGGCGGCCGCGACCUCGGCCUCAAGGGUGCUUCUCGGCCGGCACUACGUCCUCGAUGUCGUCGCCGGGGCUUGGCUCGGUGUGCUGGAGGCCUGGCUCAGCAACUUGAUCUUGAGCUAUUUGUGCGCCUCCGGCAGCUUUCUUGUAUGCUAGUAACUCUGUGUUCCUUCACGGCUGGAGGUCUUGUUAACAUGGAUCAUUCGUCUCAUCUCAUGUGAGGGCACCUAUAAUCCUGUUAUACGUCUUGAAUUUAUAUGGAACACGUUGACAGAUGGAUUCUGGACAUCUCAAGAAUGAUGGAGUAUUUUUUUUGUUGAAUGAGAAGGAGAUUCGAAUCCAGUUGCUUCUUUAUGAGCAGUCUUAUGGUACAAAUACAAUUGUUGCGAGAUGGUGGUUCCUUCACUUUCUUCAUUAUGACAUUCACAGGUGGUAGGCUAGGUUUACAUUGCUUAUGCUCAGUGCAUUGGAAUCGUUGGUUUCAGAUUUCAGGUGUUCUUACCCCCAUCUUGUGUAGAGAGCUCUUCUUCAAUUAAUGUUCAUUGUGUAUCAGCCUAUGCUAUAAUAUUUUGUGUACACUGUAUUAUGCUACGAUACUAGUGUUAGAUAUUCAACGACAAUUUGAUUUGUCAGGUUAACUCGAGAGGUCUAAGAAGUGUUAUCAUCUAUAGGAGGUCAUGUUAACAUGGAAUCAUUCAUCUCAUGUUAGGGCACCUAUCGUCCUGAUAUAAUGUCUUGAAUUUAGUCUGUUUCUCUUGAUCAAUAUGAAAAUCGACGGCAGAUGGAUUCUGGACAUCUCAAGAGUGAUGGAGUUUUUUGUUUGUUUGGAUUGUGAGUGAUGGAAGUUGCAAGGGGCACUACAGUUUGUUAGUAUGUGGAGCGGCAUUAGAGGGGUUACUCAUGAUCCGUCUCUCCCCCAUCAGUUCUGCUGGUUAUGGUUGACUUCUGAAGUUCACUCAGUGCAAUAGACUUACAAAAUGCUCUCACAGGGUUCUGCCAGAUUUGCUUCUGCCGACUGCAUUUUGGAAAUGCUUGGUACUGAGGAAUUGUAAGAUUUUCCCGUGGCUAUCAUUCCAAUACAGAAUGUGGACUUCAAAUAGGCACGGUUUACAAGCCCAUACAGCGACUUGUUUCGUCUGUUUCCAGGAAGAAGACACCACAGACCACAUCCUCGUACACUUCUAUGCUCAUCGGGUCUGGUAUAACUGUUUCUGCGUCAAGAAAAUUCAGGUAGCCAUACCCCAAGUCAAUGUCAAGUGGAGGACUGGUGGAUCAAGAGUGGAGUACAGUUCUGUGCGAAGUAGAGAAAGAAGUUUGAUUCCUUGGUGGUCGUAGUGAGUUAGAGCCUGUGGAAACAGAGGAACGCAAGGGUUUUUGGCAAUUUGCGCCAACAUUGACGGGGACAAUCUAGAGUUGAGGAUCCUGGAAGACAUGAAGUUCUGGACCUUGGCAGGACUGGUGAAUUUCAAAUAGCUGAGAGGAGUUAGCUUAGGUUUUGUGUUGGAGGGUGUAAUCUGAAACCAUGGUUUACAGUAUGUUUUGGGAUUAUUUAUCUUUCUUCAUCAUGACAUUUAGCAGUGGUGAUUUAUAUUGUUUGUUCUUUGUGCAUUGGAAAUGUUGGUUUCAGAUUUCAGGUGUUGUUCCCCUCAUCUUGUGUG
Lolium perenne is the source of this 2208-nucleotide messenger RNA. Its product is annotated as probable lipid phosphate phosphatase beta. The record is from RefSeq and is a predicted model, not a curated record. NCBI's taxonomy places the organism in Eukaryota, Viridiplantae, Streptophyta, Magnoliopsida, Poales, Poaceae. Gene Ontology annotation, molecular function: sphingosine-1-phosphate phosphatase activity.